CAGAACCCCAUAUCGACGCUCCGCGAUUCCUUCGGCUUGGCCAUUUGGAGGGGAAGACUAAACAAGGCAGAGUUGGCGACGGUUUGCUCGGGCAUCGUGCCUUCAUGGCUCCUAAGCUUCUUGCUUGCACGGUCCGGCAUGACGAUUCCUCCAUGGUCCCAGCCCAAGUCAAGGCAUAGAACCGAUGAUUUUUUGCAACCUGGUAGAGCCAAGGGCCGGAAUAAACAGCUUAUAUAAGAAGGCUUCGUCCACCCAAAGGUUGUAAGUAUUGAAUCAUUUCCUAUAACUUCAACCAUGGUAAAAGUGUGUAUUCUUGGUCAACUACUUGGCCUGGCUUCUGUGGCAGUCACCCAGCAAGUAUACCUGGAGGCCAACGGGUCCACACCUCGACCAUGCACCAAGUGCAUUGAAGGCGAACCGCAGUACACCUUCACACCUUUUCAAUAUAGCAUGACCUCGACGGUGCGAUAUGCUACAUCUCGUCCCUCGCCAACAACUACCACAACCUAUGCUCCGCCAUCAGAGAGCUUGACUUCUCUCAUCGGUACUGUAUCCUAUACCACUUGGGGCAAAUGGAAUCCAACUGCAAACGCAACUGCAACAGACACGGCAGACCCAUAUGGAAACGCCGCUUGGACGGAGUUGUGGAGAAUGGCCAAUCCGCCCAACUUCACCCAAGAAGCCGCAAGCGCUCUUUACAGUACUACAGUCGAGCCGACCCCAGUGCCGACUGAGGAGCUAGUCCUGCCUCCGAGAGACUACUUCGGCCCGACCGACUGCUACAACUUUCCUCCUGGUUUUGAGUUUGGUGUUGCAAGUUCCGCCAGCCAAAUUGAAGGAGCUACGGCGGAGGAAGGAAAAGGUCCAUCCCUAAUGGAUAUCUUGGUCCAAGAUGACCGACCAAAGGACUAUGUCACCAACGAACACUACUACACCUACAAGCAGGACAUCGAGCGGGUUGCUGCCAUGGGUGUCAAGUACUUCUCUUUCAGCAUUGCCUGGACCAGGAUCUUGCCUUUUGCACUGCCCGGCACCCCGGUCAACCAACAAGCGAUUCAGCACUAUGAUGAUGUGAUCAACUAUAUCAUCGAGAAGGGAAUGGCUCCCGAAGUCACGCUUUUGCACUUCGAUACACCAUUGCAGUUUUAUGGCUCGAUUGAGAACGUCACUGCCUUACUCGCCGAGACAGAAAUUGGGUAUGUCAAUGGUGGAUACCAGAAUGAGACCUUCCCAGACGCCUUUGUCAACUACGCCAAACUUGUCAUGACACACUACGCUGAUCGUGUGCCGGUCUGGUAUACUUUCAACGAGCCUCUGCUUUACUCUGCAAACGGCAAAUCCAUCGAUCAUGUUAUCAAGUCGCACGCUCGUGUUUCCCAUUUCUACAAGGAAGAGCUGAAGGGUACCGGCAAGAUUGCUCUUAAAUUCAACAACAACUUUGGCGUGCCUCGCGACCCAAAGAGCGAAGCUGAUGUGUACGCUGCCGACCAUUUUAAUUCGUUCCAGCUGGGACCAUUCUGCAAUCCCAUCUUCCUAGGUCAAGAUUACCCCGAAUCCUACAAGAUGACCAUCACCGACUACGUCCCUUUGAGUCAACAAGACCUCGAAUACAUCAACGGAACUGCAGACUUCCUGGGCAUUGAUCCUUACACAGCUACAGUGAUUGCACCUCCAGAACCAGGUUCCAUCGAUAGUAUCAAGGCAUGCGCCAGCAACUCAUCAGCGGAACUACGACCCUACUGCGUCAAUCAGACCACCACGGACAUCUUUGGCUGGAACAUCGGCUAUCGCUCCCAAUCAUACGUCUACAUCACCCCCACCUACCUGCGCCUCUACCUGAACUACCUACACAACACCUUCCGCACCCCCGUCGUGCUCACCGAAUUCGGCUUCCCCGUUUUUGCCGAAGCAGAUAAGGAAAACCUCUCCGAUCAGUUGUUUGAUUCUCCCCGCAGUGUUUAUUACUUGAGCUUUAUGUCCGAAGUGCUAAAGGCGAUCUGGGAAGAUGGCGUGCAAGUGUUGGGAGCGUUCGCUUGGAGCUUUGCUGACAAUUGGGAGUUCGGCGACUACGAUCAGCACUUUGGAAUCCAGACUGUCAAUCGUACGACCCAGGAGAGGAACUACAAGAAGAGUUUCUUUGAUUUGGUGGAUUUCAUGAAGGCUAGAGGAGUAGAGUAGUUCUUUUUGUAUGCAGCCCCCCAUUUGCUGGAUUAGGUCACUCUUAGCCAUCUCUCGCGACUACAACUAAGGCCAUUCCGGCUAAAGGAAUGCACAAUGCUUUUUAGACCAG
Molecule: messenger RNA, 2290 nt
Organism: Aureobasidium pullulans EXF-150
Lineage: Eukaryota; Fungi; Ascomycota; Dothideomycetes; Dothideales; Saccotheciaceae
Product: glycoside hydrolase
Exons: 1
Coding region: 295-2178 (627 amino acids)
Biological process (GO): carbohydrate metabolic process
Molecular function (GO): beta-glucosidase activity
Source: RefSeq, a predicted model, not a curated record